Messenger RNA from Clunio marinus, 4118 nucleotides. The record is from the annotation of a GenBank genome assembly. Lineage: Eukaryota; Metazoa; Arthropoda; Insecta; Diptera; Chironomidae.
AUUCCAAGGUGUGGUACGAUUGAAGAAACACUUUCUGCAGUUUGAUUCUAUUCAUUUAGUUGUGAAAUUGAAGUGAAAAGAAACAUCACGAGCAAGAAGGUUUAGUGAGAAGAAUAAAGAAGAAAGAAAAUAUAAUUUUUGUGAUUCAAGGAGUUUCUUCGAAAUAACAAUCUCGCUUGAGAUUCGAAGUUUAAUUAAAUUAAAUUUAAUGGUGCAGCAGCACAAAAACGACAAAUAGAAAACAAAGAAAUAACAUUAAAGAAGAAAAAGAAGAAAUGUUUUUGAAGACUGUGACGUGUUUGCUUUUCCUGACGCUGACAUCAUGUUUGGCACAAGAUAACGUAUCCCCAAAUGCACAGCCACGUGUUGCACCACAUUUGCAAGAAUGCUACCGGCAAAGAGAUAUUUUCGAGCGCGACAAUCGUCUGCCAAUGACACCGCAAUUGUUAAUUGAAUUGAUACGAAGGGCAGAAGAUUUUCCAGGCACAAAUUUAAAUCUUCAACAAUUUACAAGCAGCUUGUUGCAUCGUUUCAAGCAAGACGGAAUUCUUCCCUCAAAUACUGGUGUGAGCAUUAAUCAAAAUGACAUAUUACCGUUCAAUACAAAUGGUUUCAACUUCCCAAAACAUCGUGUGCUCUUGACCCGAUUGAUUCCGGGUAAUCAUGCCAUUUUCCCGACCGGUUCACUUACUUUACAAGAGCAGUGUGCAUUACAUUUCAUGCUUUCAACAUCGAUUGAGACUCAACGACGUGGGGAUGAGAAUGAAAGGUGCAACAGACUAGCACAAUAUCGUGCUUUAAGAGUUCCGAGAAGCACUGACGAAGUGGAAAUGAUGAAGAAGUCGGAAAUGGCGAAUGUUCGUAAGCAACUUCAUAAAAAGUUCGGAAGAUAUCAAAAUGAAGAUGAAGAACAAGAAGAGGUUGCUGAAGAACCAGCAGAAGAAGCUAAUGAAGAUGAAGAAGCUGACGAGAAUGAAGAAGAAACUUUAGAAAUUGGUGGACAAACUGACGGUCUUGUGGAUGUUGCUAGUAAUUUGCUGAGUGACUGUCCAGUGGAGAAUGGCGUGGUUCAUUCACCGUGGGGAUCAAUUGCUGCUGGUACAGUCAUUGCUGGUAUUGCUGCUGGUUUGGAACGUCAAACAGUCAACAUCAGGGAUUUAGUUGAUGAAAGUCAUUUGGGACAAUAUCGAAUGGCACGCCAACAAGCAAUUGCCAUUGAUAAUCGCUAUGCUGCAACAUUAUCAGGUGACAUUGCUGAAGCAGUUCUUCUACAAGCACCAGCUACAAUUCAAGUCGGAGCCUCGGGUGGUUGGAAUAACACUGCAGUUCCAAAUUGGUUCUUCGUAGGACAACGUGAACGAUUGCAAAUAACUGAUGCUGAAAUUCGUGGAGGAGUUGACGGUCUUUUAAUUGCCCACAACAUCAUAAAUUGGCGUGAUCGAGCUUCCAACUUACGUUUAAGUCAAGUUCUUGACAUGUACUACUCACAGCGUGGAAUCUUUGGCAUGGAAUCUCAACAGAAUGUUUUCCGUGCUUGUAAUCGUCGCGAUAUGUUAACAAACACCAUACCAUCAAUCACAGCCACAUUAGCACAACAAUCUUUUGCCUUCACAACUGUUUUGGAUAAUGAAAUGCAAAGUUCAGUUACACUUACACCAAAUUCAACUCAAAGAAUUUCUGCUCAGGCUUCAGAUACUUUAUGGAAUUACAUUCGUGACAUGCCUGAUGCAGCUUGUAUAACAACAGAACUUAUUCCAGGCGACGACACCGUUUGGCGAGUUGCGACUGACAUUUAUAUAUUUGUUGAUACAACAUGGAUGUUCAGAGAUAUUCAUUCAACGGUUGCUCAUCUUCUUAACAAUCUUGAUGUCAAUCGUUUUGGAUCAUCUUAUACAAUUAUGAACGCGAUGGAUGGAACAAUCAUUGUCAACUCAACAAACCGACUGGCAGACCUCUACACUCAAUGGAAUCAAGAGAUUCACACUAGUCAUCCGAUGGGCUUUAAUAUACGACGCGUUUUGGAAACAAUGCGAGAACAUUCGACUAUCUUGUUGGAUCAUGAACGUGCGACAUCACAGGUGGGUGGACGCUCACACAUCGCUCUUGUCAUGGUGCAAAGCGCAACAGUAAACGAUGCAGAAGCCAACGCUGCUGAACAAGACUUGUUGUUGUUCCGAGAUCAAUUCCCUGAUUUAAGAUUCUUUUACUGGGCAUCCGGCAAUCCAGACCGAUUUGCGCGAUUUGUCCGUCAACCACAACGUGAUACUUUUAGACUUAACAUCGAUUUGCAAGGUAUCGGCGGUGAAUCAAUUGUUACAAUGACCUCCCCUGUCAUUUUGCGCAUUAUAGAGGAACCGAGAAGGAUCAUUAAUCACAGGUGCGGAUCGAAUUGGCAAUCGGAAGGGCAAACUGGCAUGAGUCAAAUGAUAGAAUUUGUUGAACCACGUGGCGUUGCUUUCUACCGUUUGCAUCCAAAUUAUUUCUUCCAUAACGCUGCUGAUCGCAGAGUUCGUAUUCAAGGUGCAGGCUUUUCAACACUUACAGUUUGCACAUCAAGAACAGUUGAAAGACCAAGAGCUAACGCAACAAACGUUCAAGGCGAUCAAGUUCGAUGCCAAAGUGUCAACUCUGACACAAUGGAAUUCGGACUUUGGGAUGCUUGUUCGGGACAUUCGCUUAUUCAUCAUUGUCCUCCAUUAUUUAUAUCUGUAGAAGGAAUUCGCGUUCAUGACGGUCAAAAUCUUCGAUGUACAGAGGCACAGUGUCGAUUCCCUGACAGCGCACGUUUUAAUGUCAUUGUUGAUAACUUAGGAUGCUUUAGUGGAGUUGGAACGAUUGUAGCUUCGGUUAUGCUAGUUGUAGCUUCAAUUUUAGUCACAUUAAGAGCUUAAUUUUUUUUAUACAUAAUAAGAAAUUAUUUUCAUUCAGCAGCAGUUAAGUAAUAACAAUAAUUAAGUGCGAAAUUUUGGUUUGCGACAAUCGCAAUAAGAUUGAACUUGGGUUGGGACGACAGAACGAGCAAUUUAAUCAAAAUAAAUUGAAGAAAAUUUACAAUCUUUCUUUUUUAAACGCUACUUGUUUGUUGCACUCAAACUUUUUGCAUAUUUUCAUAUCAUCAAAAAGAAUAACUUGAACCUUAUCGUUCGCUCGUUCUUUCGUUUCGCCUCGUUUUUUUUUAUUUCUAUUCAACGUCCCCGGGCAACUACUUUGUAUUCAUCCAUAGGAAAAAAAGAGAAGAAAAUCAUUUUCCAUUUGAAAUCAUUGCAGAUAUUUUCGAACUACAAUUUAACAGAAUGAAAAAUUCUUUCCAUUAUUUUUAAUAACAAUUAUUUCGCCCUUCGCUUUUGCCGCCAUUCUUUCUAUUUUAUUUUUGUUCUUUAUUCGCCUGACUAUGUGCAUUCGCAUCAUAUCGCAUCGCUCAGUGAAUGUGAGUAAUUUUCAUUUUGAUAUGAAUUAUGAAAAUAUAAAUGUUGGAGUUGGGGGUGGAAUUCCAUUUAAUAAAAAAAAAUUAUAUAAAGAAGGAAAAAUGACAUGAAAAAUAUAUUUUUAUGCUACUUUCUCUCUCUUAUUUCAUUCAUCUAUGCCGACACAAUGGUCGAGAUGGAUGGAAUGAAACAAAGUGGGGACAACAAAAUGUUGGAGAGAGAGACAAGCAAUGGCAAUACUUAGCAAGAAAAGUAACAAAGCAGCUAGGGAUAGCAGACAUUUUUAAUGUAGUUAUUGAAAUGUAACGAAAGAAAUUGACUUCAAUAAAAUGAAAUUAAGUAUAACAAGACGUGGCGGCGUUCGCUCGUAAUAAUUUUAAUUUUGCAAAGCGAGCGUGUCUUCUCAUAGGUCCUUUGAUUAAAAAAUUAAUAAAAGAGAAAUGUAAACAUGCCUCGCUGCUCCCUUUUUAUAUUUUUUCAUUAAGCGUCAGUGACCGAAAUUAAGCGAGCCCAUUUAUGCUUAGCAGCUCUAAUGACCUUUAUUCGCCUCACCAUUUCCUCUCAUUCUCUUCCCGUUUGAACAUCCUGUAAUUUCAGGGGUUCCGGUGUCCUAGACAUUUUUGUACUUUCUUCCUUUCUCGCAUUUUAUUUUAUAUUUUUUAUUUUCUUUCUUUUUUUUCUCGUUGUUUGCCA